Molossus molossus (Pallas's mastiff bat) is the source of this 3955-nucleotide messenger RNA. It is a transcript of the gene KCNB2, whose product is annotated as potassium voltage-gated channel subfamily B member 2. Gene Ontology annotation, cellular component: voltage-gated potassium channel complex; membrane. Lineage: Eukaryota; Metazoa; Chordata; Mammalia; Chiroptera; Molossidae. The transcript has 2 exons. Gene Ontology annotation, biological process: potassium ion transmembrane transport; protein homooligomerization. The record is from RefSeq and is a predicted model, not a curated record. Gene Ontology annotation, molecular function: protein binding; delayed rectifier potassium channel activity. The coding region runs from base 1 to 2736 and encodes 911 amino acids.
AUGGCAGAAAAGGCUCCCCUGGGCUUAAACAGGAAGACUUCAAGGUCAACCCUCUCACUUCCACCAGAGCCUGUGGACAUCAUUCGGAGCAAAACGUGCUCGCGGAGAGUUAAAAUCAACGUGGGGGGCCUGAACCACGAGGUCCUGUGGAGAACGCUGGACCGGCUGCCCAGGACACGCCUGGGGAAGCUGCGAGACUGCAACACGCACGAGAGCCUCCUGGAGGUGUGCGAUGACUACAACCUGAACGAAAAUGAGUAUUUCUUCGACCGGCACCCAGGCGCCUUCACGUCCAUUCUAAAUUUCUACCGGACAGGGAAACUGCACAUGAUGGAAGAAAUGUGUGCUCUCUCCUUUGGCCAGGAGCUUGACUACUGGGGCAUUGAUGAGAUCUACCUAGAGUCCUGUUGCCAAGCCAGGUAUCACCAGAAGAAAGAGCAAAUGAAUGAAGAACUGAGGCGUGAGGCAGAGACCAUGCGAGAGCGGGAGGGAGAAGAGUUCGACAACACCUGCUGCCCUGAGAAGAGGAAGAAGCUGUGGGACUUGCUGGAGAAGCCCAACUCCUCUGUGGCUGCAAAGAUACUGGCCAUCGUGUCCAUCCUGUUCAUCGUACUCUCCACCAUCGCUUUGUCUCUCAACACCCUACCGGAGCUUCAGGAGACGGACGAAUUCGGACAAGCCAGCGACAACACCCAGCUGGCGCACGUGGAGGCCGUGUGCAUCGCUUGGUUUACCAUGGAGUACCUUUUACGCUUCCUGUCCUCACCAAAUAAGUGGAAGUUCUUCAAAGGCCCGCUCAACGUCAUCGACUUGCUGGCCAUCCUGCCAUACUACGUCACCAUUUUCCUCACCGAGUCCAACAAGAGCGUCCUGCAGUUCCAGAACGUGCGGCGCGUGGUUCAGAUCUUCCGCAUCAUGCGCAUCCUCCGGAUCCUGAAACUCGCCCGACACUCCACAGGCCUGCAGUCCCUGGGUUUCACCCUCAGGCGGAGUUACAACGAACUGGGCUUGUUGAUUCUGUUUCUGGCCAUGGGCAUAAUGAUAUUUUCCAGCCUGGUGUUUUUUGCGGAGAAGGACGAAGACGCUACGAAGUUCACCAGUAUCCCAGCAUCCUUUUGGUGGGCCACCAUCACCAUGACCACUGUGGGCUACGGGGACAUCUACCCCAAAACGUUACUGGGCAAAAUCGUGGGCGGCCUCUGCUGUAUCGCCGGGGUUCUGGUCAUCGCCCUUCCCAUCCCAAUCAUUGUGAACAAUUUCUCUGAGUUUUACAAGGAGCAGAAACGCCAGGAGAAGGCAAUUAAAAGGAGAGAGGCUCUGGAGAGGGCCAAAAGGAAUGGGAGCAUUGUCUCCAUGAACUUAAAAGACGCCUUCGCUCGCAGCAUGGAACUGAUCGACGUGUCUGUGGAGAAGGCAGGAGAGCCGGCCAAAACCAAGGACUCGGCCGACGAUAAUCACCUGUCUCCCAGCCGCUGGAAGUGGGCCAGGAAGGCGCUGUCGGAAACCAGCUCCAACAAGUCCUACGAGAAUAAGUACCAGGAGGUUAGCCAAAAAGACUCCCACGAGCAGCUGAACAACACUUCUGCCUCCAGCCCACAGCAUCUGAGUGCCCAGAAACUGGAGAUGCUGUACAAUGAGAUCACCAAGACCCAGCCGCACUGUCCCCCCGACGCCGACAGCCAGGAGCCGCCCGAGCGGCCGUCCGCCUACGAAGAGGAGAUCGAGAUGGAGGAGGUGGUCUGCCCGCAGGAGCAGCUGGCCGUGGCGCAGGCCGAGGUCAUCAUGGACAUGAAGAGCACCUCCAGCAUCGACAGCUUCACCAGCUGCGCCACCGACUUCACCGAGACCGACAGGUCACCCCUGCCACCGUCCUCCGCUUCUCACCUGCGGAUGAAGUUCCCUCCCGACUUCACGGGGACCGAGGAGCAUCAGAGAGCCAGGGGCCCCCCUUUCCUCACACUCGCCAGAGAGAAGGGCCCUGCGGCUCAGGAGGCCACCCUAGAGUAUGCCCCGGUGGGUAUAGCUGGGGACCUCGACGCCAGCGGUUCCCAAAGUGGGCUCCACGGCCCGGAGCCGUCUGACAGUGCCUCCGAGAGCCCUAAGAGCUCGCUGAGGGGCAGCCACCCGCUGAAAUCCAGGUCGCUCAAAGUGAAUUUUAAGGAAAACAGAGGCAGCGCGCCGCAGACCCCGCCCAGCACAGCCAGGCCACUGCCGGUCACGGCGGCCGACUUCUCCAUCGCCGCCCCGCAGCUCAUCAGCACCAUCCUCCUGGAAGAAAACCCCGCACCGGGAGACAGACCCUUGCUGGGCGCUGAGGGGUCGCCACAUUGUCUGGGACCUUCCAGAGGGCUGACCCCUCGGUUUCCUAAGCAAAAACUCUUUCCUUUCUCAUCAAGAGAGAGGAGGAGCUUCACGGAAGUGGACACUGGCGAAGACGAUGACUUCUUAGAGCUCCAAGGGGCCAGGCAGGACACGCAGGCCGACUCCAGCCCCAACUGCUGUGCAGACAAGCCUAGUGACGGGAGAGACCCUUUAAGAGAAGAGGCCUGUGUGGGCUCUUCCUCUCCUCAGGACACGAGUCACAACUGUAGGCAAGACAUUUACCAUGCUGUUGCUGAAGUUAAAAAGGACAAUAGUCAAGAAGGGUGCAAGAUGGAAAACCACUUGUUUGCCCCAGAAAUACAUUCCAACCCGGGAGACACAGGUUAUUGUCCCACACGUGAAACCAGCAUGUGACUAGUAACAAAAGCAAUAAAAAACAAAACAAAAAACAAAAAAAACUUGUUUCUUAAAAACGCGGUUAAUAAUGCCUGUGAACUAAAACAUGGGACGCUCCCCCAUCCCCCCCAAAAGUGCAUAAAAUGUUAUUUUUGCAUGGCAUGAACAGUUUAGUUUAAGCACUGUUUAAAUAAAGAGUCAAGACUGCGUUUUGUAACAAACACACACAAAUGACUGAGGGUCAGUGACCAAAUAAAGAGACCUCUGUUAGGAACCAGUAUUCUGCAAUGUCUGACAUUUUUGAUCCUUUCAUUUCAAAUUGUAGACAGAUUUUCAACUUUUAACUUUUCUGUUACAAUGAAUUUUAGAAUUUGCACAUGAAAGGAUGAAAUGUCAUUACAUGAGUUCAUAAUGAUGGAGCAAGGUGCUCUGAGCUUGCAAAAUGCCUGAUUUUGUGACUAUUGGGGCCCGGGAUGCAAAAGUGUCCAGAACCUAUGGAAACAAGUUUCGGAGACACAGGUACUUCCUUCACAGCUACUGCCUGGAGGAGUUGUACAGACUUCUUGUUGCAAAAUUGCAACCUCUCCUUAAACCAUCUCCCACAUCUUGCUUUGGGUUAUAAAGCUCUUCUAAGUACAUCUGUUUAGAGGAAUACAGUAUUUUUAUUUCCUUGUGAUAUAAUUCCUAGGGUGCAUUUUUUUUCUUUGCUCCUGCUUAGUUAUGGCAUUAGUGGUUUUAUUUAAAAAUCAUAAACAUAGGCAAGAUUUAAUGACCAGAUAUCAAAACUUUUGGAAUUUAAGCUUGAAAUUUUGCCAAUCAGUUAUAUAUCAUGCCACAGCCUAUUACAGGAAUGCAUCUUUUUUAAAAACCUGAAGAGAAGGUUAUAUCAUAUAGCUAAGUGUGUUUUUUGGGGUUUUUUUUAAUGGCACUCCACAUUUGGAAAUCAGUUUGGGGGCUUUUUUCAUUGUAUAUUCUAAAGAUGCCUGUAUUUUCCACUUGUAUCCAACAUAAUUCUUUCUAUCCAAAGAGCUAAAGAUAGAAUGCAGAUAUGCCAAAUGGGAAUUCCAAGUGUGGGGAGGGCACACUGCCAGUUUGGGAGGGUCACAGGUGCCAGCAGCACCCUCCAGUAAUUGCACGAACUGGAAACACCCACCACCACAUAUCCAACAUCCCCAAGGGAUGGUCAGGAUUACCCGUAUGGAAACCACUUCCAUAAUUUUCUACCGAGAACAGUGAA